This is a messenger RNA of Lathyrus oleraceus (garden pea), 994 nucleotides long. RefSeq names its product ethylene-responsive transcription factor ERF014. Gene Ontology annotation, biological process: regulation of DNA-templated transcription. Gene Ontology annotation, molecular function: DNA-binding transcription factor activity; DNA binding. The record is from RefSeq and is a predicted model, not a curated record. Lineage: Eukaryota; Viridiplantae; Streptophyta; Magnoliopsida; Fabales; Fabaceae. The transcript has a single exon. Bases 144 to 794 code for a protein of 216 amino acids.
CAUCUCUCUCUUUCUCUCUCCACUAUCUAUAAAUACUCUCUCUCUCUCUACACUUUCAUCUCAAAUCUCAUUCUUCAAACAUUUCUUCUUCACUCAACACCAAUCUUAUUUUAUUUAACACUUCAAUCUUUUAUUUCUCUACUAUGGUUAAGUCUCAGAGUAACAACAAGAUCAAACAAGAACCAUUAACAAAAACAAAGGCAAUAAUCUCAGAUAAUAGCAACACGAUGAAGAAGAAGUAUAAAGGAGUAAGAAUGAGGAGUUGGGGUUCGUGGGUCUCAGAGAUUAGAGCACCGAAUCAAAAAACAAGAAUAUGGUUAGGUUCUUAUUCAACUCCAGAAGCUGCUGCUAGAGCUUAUGAUGCUGCACUUUUGUGCCUUAAAGGUUCAUCUUCAGCUUCAAAUCUCAAUUUCCCUUUAACAGUCUCUUCUUCGGUUUCGCAUUGCAUUAUUCCUCAAGAUAUGUCUCCGAAAUCAAUUCAAAGAGUUGCUGCAGCUGCUGCUAAUAAUUUUAAUCUCAAUGUCACUCCCUCUUCAUCAUCAUCAUCAUUGGUUUCAUCUCCAUCAAUGGGUUCUUCUUCGGAUGAUGUUUCAAUUAGGUCAUCUUCUGAUCAAGCUAACCGUGAAAUGAUGGAUAUGAUGGAGACUAAUUGGUAUGGAUUAGAAGGUUUAGAAUCUCCUAAAUAUGUUGAUCAGGUGUUGUUAAGUGCUUCUUUCUUUGAUGUUGAAUAUUCAUCAUAUUUGCUUGGUGAUGUGUAUGAAGAAAGUGAUAUUCGUUUAUGGAACUUCAACUGAAGAAACUUAAAUCCUUUUUCUUGUUUUUUUCUCCUUAAAACUCAAUUCAAAUUAUUUUCUCUUCAGUGAUACUACUUGAAGAUGUUAGUGUAAGAAAUAAAUCUAUGGCUCUAAUGCUAUAUAUUUGAAUAUAUUGUCAGAGCUCAAAUUUGUAUGUCUUUUUUGAUUUGUUGAAAUGGAAGUAUAAAUAUUUUCCUCUA